Molecule: messenger RNA, 12918 nt
Organism: Lymnaea stagnalis (great pond snail)
Lineage: Eukaryota; Metazoa; Mollusca; Gastropoda; Lymnaeidae
Source: the annotation of a GenBank genome assembly
GUUGAUAGAAAGAAAUUUGGGGACCCUAAAAAAAAAAUAAACCUAAAUUUGAAAAGCAUAUGAAACUAUCGGAAACAAAAACAUUUCUUGAAAGCUACAGACAAUCUCUCGGCUAAAUGUAUUAGAUGUAGCAAGAUACUUAAAACAUUUGGAGGUACAACUUCAGGCCUUCACUCUCAUUUAAAGUCUGCACAUUCCAGUGACUACUUGGACGUAUUUCUAAGGCCAGAUUGCGACCAGAUGCGAAAACAUAUCGUGGAUAUUCAAAAGCUUGGCCAGACAGCGGCUUCCUCGUUGGAAAUAUCUAUGAUCAAUGAAAUUGAACAUCUUGGAUCUGAGCAUGAUGAACUUGAAGACACACUGCUGCUUAUCAGAGACAAAUAGAAAUUGAAAUACAAAAUAAACUUCAGGUUCAGGAUAACACGUCCAGACCAACGGAUGGAGACAUUGAUAAAAACAGAAAAUGGAUUUGUUUGAGAGUGGCGGUUUAAGAGGAAAAUAUCAGAAAUUUCCAAUGAUAGCCUAAGGUAUAUUCCUUCGACAAGUGUGGAGUUAGAGCGGGUGUUCUCUUCAUAAGGUUACUUUUGUAACAAUUGCGGUCAAAGUUAAGUGACCAAACAUUAUACACUAUGUCAUUUUUACGAUUUCAUUAUUUAAAUUUGAACAAAGAUUAAAACAACACCAAUUAUUUUAAUAUUUGAUUAAUUAAACUAUUUAAAUUAAAAAGUUAAGAAUAUUAUUUUUGUACGUUCGAUUAAAGUCUGAAGUUAAACAUAUGUGUUAUUGUUAAAAGCUUAUUAAGAAUCAAAAUGUGAUAAUUGUUUCUGAAUUUUUUUAUUUCAUUGAUAAAUCCUCACCUCUAAUCUUGAAUUUCGACUAAAAAUUCUCUAAAUAUAAAAAAAAAUAUCGAAAAUACCAGGAUUCCGGUAUUCUUAAAUUUAGUAUCGAAAAUACCGGUUUUGGCAAAAGGGGCCGGUUUUGCGACCCCUAGUUCUCACUGGUUAUUACAGAAUUUAGCUAACUUUUAGUCCGUCACAUGACUUAAGCUUUUAAAUCUAAAAAUAAAUAAUGACUAAUAAGAUUGAAGCUUGUCACGUUCUAAAAAUAGAUACACUGUCGUAAACUAUUUCACAAUGUAGUAGUCUAUAUAUAUGAAAAUAGAUUUAAAAAAUAAUUGUUUUUAAUUAUUUUUUUUUUCAAGUGAGACUUUAGGACAAAAAUUUAAAAUUUGAGGGCAAAAAUAAAAAAAAACUUAUUGAAUGAGAAACAAAAACAGCAUUUAUAAGGGAGACCACAAAACAAUCUUAAUAAUUUGUAUAGAAAUUUACCGUCCACCCAAUCAAAUGAAAAUCGCUCAUUCCAACCGCAUCUAUUAUUGUCGUUUACUGAGAGUAAGCACUUCCUGCUUCCUGAGUCAGACUCACAGGCGAAAAUAACAACGACAAGACAUACUGAGUUUACAUUUUGAAAUUGCAGGGGAUAAUUUGCAAAACAUCCAUUCUAUUUGAAAAAAAUGAGUCUCUUAAAAAAACUUUUUGGAGAUGGUAAAAAGGACAAAGCGCCAACACCACAAGAGGGAAUACAAAGACUACGUGAAGUGGAGGAGAUGCUGAUGAAAAAAUCAGAUUUUUUGGAAAAAAAGAUUGAUGCAGAGAUUGCUAUUGCCAGAAAAAGUGGUACUAAAAACAAAAGAGGUAAUCUUUAUUAUUUAGUAUUUAAACAAAUCAAGUGGCGUUAUAAUAAGCCUAAUAGUAAUAGCAGGGGCUAGGCAUAGAUAUGUCUGAUCAACUGUAAUCUAUCACUUGAAUAGCUACUUUGUAGUUACUUUGAUAACAAAAUUAAAACUUUUUUUAAAAAUAAACCAUUGGCAUAGUUGAAUAGAGCUAAUUUUUAAAAGAAUAAUACCAAAAUCAUACUUUUAGCUGUUGUAGUUUUAAAGUUAUGAAAUUUUAAAGUGCGACUUAAUUUGUCCUUUUUAACAUGGACUGCAUCUCCAUUUUCUGGGACCCAAUUCCGCUGUUCGUGUCACGAGCUAUAUAACUCUUGCUUAAUGAUAAUUUUAUUUUCAGAACUAAUGCUGUAUUAAAAAAAAUAAGUUUAAUAAUGUCAGCAAUUAUAGAUAAAUUGUAGCUUAUCUAACUAUGCACUAUUUAUAUCAGUAAAUUUAAUAUAAUGUAUUAAUAUACGGCUUUUCUGUUUACCAAAUCUACGACGUCCAUUAUACCGCUAUUUGCUAUAUAGUCUAUAUAAGGCAACUCAUGCUGAAUUACGAAAAUACUGUUUGGGAAGUAUUGAACUUUCAACUUUGGUACAUGACUAAUUAAUUAAAGCUUUCCCUGACCUAGUUUAAUAGUUUUUGCACACAGCAAAUUUUUAUGAAUGAAAACUCAGAGAGUAGUAUAUAAUGGCCAUUAUGCAAGUCACUGUGAAUGGCUGCCAUGACAUUUUUCAUCAUUUAUAAUAUGGACUCUGCCGAGUUUUUAACCUCAAAUUAAAUUAUUAUUCUUUCAAUAAUAUUUAAAUUCAUUCUAAAACAUAAGUUAUCAAAUAUUUUGAUGUAAAUAGUGGAAAUAAUUAAAUAUUUCCUAAGUAACGACGACUUCCGCCACUGAAAGUGGGGCGUGGCCACUUCCUUAACAAAAUUGGGCUGAGCUUCAGUACCAUAUAGGGGUUUACUCUAGUGAGCAUAACAAGUGACCAACAUAUCCUAACGCAAUGAAAAUUGACACAAAUACACAUCGAUAGCUAAUACAGAAUAAGACUUUUUUUUUAAAGACAUAAAAGUUGAACUUUUAUACGAAUUUUAUUGUGAAAGAUGCCUUAUAUUUAAAGGGGAAUCUCAAAAUACAGGUCGUUUGAAAAAUUAAAACAAAUCAAUGUAAAUGUAGUCUAAGAUGUCUACCUAAAUAUAAGGCCAGAAACGGAACUCAAAUAUAUGUCGAAAGUACUCAUUUAGUAAUAAAUAGACCCACCUGUCAGAAAAUUAAAAUCUCUGAUUUUUCGGUGCCGAUUGCCAUUUCCGAAACACAAAAAGUAGUAGACUCCCUUGGAAAACCGAAAGAAUCUAACUUGAACAUCGGCCAAGAAAAAAUCCAUUAGUUCCAGUUGGAAGGGCUAUUUAAACAACUAUUCUUACAUUGGAGUCCGUUAAUAUUUUUGCUUCCAUAUAGGCUAAAGUUAUUUAGCACAAUACUAAUACAUUUAAAUAAUUAUUACUACCAAGUUACUACCGAUAUGCCAGGAAGAAAAAGAGACUACAAUAGCUCCGAUGCCCGAAGUGUUUGAUACUGAUCAGAUACGAAACGAAGAAGAAUGGCAGCUGUCCGUAAAACUGCCGGAUUUGUCAGACCCCUUAAUCAGCACCUAAGAUGACGCAUCAACAAAACUUUUUUGAUCCACAUGACGCGGAUGUCCACACACAGCAUGUGAAAAACAGGGAUGCUCGCAAAGCGCUAACGGAAAAGACCGUUUGGCACAAGCCGUGAUAUUUCCCCUUCAUAUUUACAUGAAUUCAUGUUCCGCAACCAUUUUCAUGGAAAUGAUAUAUUUAAAAACUUCAUUGUCACCUUGAGGGAGAACUUGAUACAUAAUUCCAUUUUCACACGUUAAAUUGUUUAACUCAUUCCCUCCUGCAAUGCUACUUCCGUAUUUAAUUUAUUUUCCUGAGAAAGGGAAGUAACCCUGUUUUGAAAUUGUUUACAUUUUUUAAAUAUGUAUUUAAGCUACUAAAUAUUUUUUAAUGUUAAUGAAUUUAGAACAAAUGCAACAAAAAAUGAAUAAGGUUUAAUAUAAAUAUAACAUUAGCGGGGAAAAAAUAACGAACAAUGACCAAAAAAUCGAUUUUCGGCACCUUGGACAAACACAUGCUACAUUUAGACGCACUGUACUAAAGCACACGUAGUUUUAAAGUGAAAGAAGAUAAAAACUUCCGGUUUUUUAAAUUAAAAUCACGCUGAACCACGCCAUCGCAGUAAGUCUCGAGGGAUGUGAGAUUUCAUUGCUAUUUUUAAAUAGAUAUGAGAGAGGUGUGUCGCUAUGCGCCGGGACGCACUUGGACGCAUCCGGCCAAACCCGUAAAAGACGCAUUUAGUCCCAAACGUCGGGAAUGAGUUAAAUUCUUCUAAUUUAAAAAAAAAAAUUGUUAUAGUUUUUCUAUUUUUAAACAUUGUCUUGUGUUAUUUGUAUUAGUGCUAUUAUUGGAAUGAAUACGUACAAUCAGUGUCAUUAAAAAUAAUAUAAGGCUAAUUGUUCAAUCAACCGGAACAACUGGAUUUUUUCUUGGCUGGCGCUCAGAUGGUAGAUUACCGAUCAUCUACUUAUAGUAGGUAGUUUAGGCAAAAAAUUUUUUCUUUUAAAUAAUUAUUUUGAUAUUACAGUUCUUUAGAGCCAAUUUCAAAUAAACAAAUGAAAUCAGAAUAAACUUUUUAGCCUAAGUACUUUUUGAGAUACACAUUUUUAAAGUGUGAGUUCAUUUGAUAUUUUUUACUGUGGACGAAACCUCCACAUUUUGUGACCUCAUUCUGCUGAUUGCUGAUGACGAUAUAGUGUAUAUAAGGCAAGCAUCCCCUUAUUACUAAAAUACUGUUUAGCGUCAAAUUAUUUUAAGCUUUCAACUUUGGCACAUGAAUAAUUAAUUCAAGCUUUCCCUGACCAAUAGUUAUAUAGUUUUUGCAACACGGCAAACUCUUAUGAAUGAAACUCUGAGGUAGGACUAUGAUAUAACCAUUGGCUGUAAAUGGUUGCCUGUGACAACGUGUUGCACACGGAAAAUUCUGAACACCGGGUUUUUAAAGCUCAAAUUAAAACGUUCCAGUUUAAAUGUCUUCAAAAGCAUUCUGAAACAAGUUAUCAAAUAUUUUGAUGUAAAUAGUGGUAAUAAUUAAAUAUUUCCUAAGUAUCGGGAUCUUCCGCCAUUAAAAAGGGGGUACGGCCCACGCCAUGUCGAAAUUAGGCUGAGCGGCCUUAUGUUAAUGCGAGUUACAGGGACAGGCCUGACAAAUGUCGGAUACGACCUACAUCAAUGAGAAAUAAUAAUAAUAAUAAUAAAGUUCAUUUCAAAAACACGCUUCAUCCCCAUAGGCUCGAAGCGCGGUACAAAGUCAACAAAAAACAAAUCUAUAAUUUACCACAUUUAAAACAAACGCAACACAGCCAAUAUGCAUUAACUGGAAAAUAAGGUAGACAAUCAUCCCAGAAGGUGUUUUCGAAAUAGAUGUGUCUUUAAAUCGGUUUUAAAGGACUCCAGUGUCUAGUUGUUUCUGAGAUCGACAGGAAGGGCGUUCCAAAUUGGUGGACCAGCAAAUGCGAAAGUGCGCUUUCCGUAAGCCUCAAGGCAAACACAUGGUGUCGAGAGUUUGCAACUAUCGGAUGAGCGGAGCUCUCUAGUGGGUACAUAAGGCGUCAGCAGCUCUUUCAGAUAGGACGGUGCCAGGUCAUGUAAGCAGCGGUAGCACAAAGUUGCGAUUUUGUAUUCUAUGCGAGCACGCACCGGCAGCCAGUGCAACUCUCUCAGAAGUGCUUUUGCAUGGUCGAACUUGCGUUUGCGGAGAACAAUGCGAGCCGCAUUAUUCUGUGCUAUUUGAAUUUUAUCCAGGAGCGUAGCUGGAAGACCCACCAUGAGAGCAUUGCAAUAGUCCAUGCGUGAUAGCACAAAUGCAGACAUCAGCCUCUUUGUUGUAUCAAUUGUUAGGAAGGGCCUGAUGUGACUAAUCCUGCGCAGCUCCAGAAAAAUCGCCUUGCAUAGCAUGUUAAUAUGACUUUCAAAAGUUAGUCUUCUAUCUAGGUAGACACCCAGGUACCGCACUGUUUGAGCUAACUCAAUACGCACACCUGAGAGAGUAAUGGGUGUCGUGUUAUUUGCAGAUUUUUUAUUCUGAGCGGUCGCGAUGGGGAGCAGCUCAGUCUUAUCAUUUAAUUUGAGCUUGUUUAUGGUCAUCCAGCACUUAACCGACUCCAUUGUCUUCUGUGUCAUACUGAGCAGCUGAGGGAACUGAGAUGGGAUCACGGAUUGAUGAAGUUGUGUAUCGUCCGCGAACAUGUGAUACAACAUGUCAAACUUCCUGAUCUCUGCACCCAGGGGCUGAAUGUACAUCGUGAAAAGCACCGGGCCAAGGACCGAGCCCUGGGGUACUCCGAAUUCGAUAUUAGAUUUCUUCGAGGUCAAGCCGUUUGAAAUAACUGACUGGCACAUGUAUACAUCAAUAUACAAGGCUUUUCCAAUUUAAUAUGAAAGACCUUUUUUUUUUAAUUUAACAAAAAAUUUUGCAUGUGAAGAUGCCUUAUAUAUACCAAAUAUUUUCAAAAUUAAGGUCGAUUGAAAAAGCAAACUAGCUGGAUGGAAAUGUAGGCCAAUAUGUCUUCCACUGUGAAAAGGUGGAAGUGGAACUCAAAUAGAUGUCAAAAGUAUUCAUGUACAAAGGAAUUGACACUCACAUUAACAAAUUAAAAAGGCGAAUUUUACUGUACUGAUGCCCAUUUCUAAUAAAAAAUUUGAAGUGUUCUCCCUUGCUUUACCUAAAGCAAACCCCUUAAAAAUUCGGAUUUUCUCAAACGUUAUAAUUUUUCACCCGUUAUGAAAAAAUCCGAAAGAGACCAAAAAGAUAUAUCUGGUACGACAUCUUGAUGUCAAUUUUGCUCUCUACUGAAUGGGGAGAGUGACCUUCUAACAAAUAGCUCUUUCUAAACACAUCUUGAUGUCAAUUUUGCUCUCUUUGCUUUUUUAGAAAUGCCAAAAAAUGGCACUGAACUAGUGCUCAUGACAAUAUUCAUAGUCUUUUGUCUAUAGAAAAUAAUCCAGACCUACAAUGUGAUUUAAUUUUUUUAUUAAUGAUAUUCUUUAUUAACUGCAGUUGCACUUCAGGCUCUCAAAAGAAAGAAAAGAUAUGAAAAACAGCUACAGCAAAUUGAUGGAACAUUAUCAACAAUUGAGUUCCAACGAGAGGCCCUUGAGAAUGCUAGCACAAAUACAGAAGUCCUUAGUGUUAUGGGAAUAGCAGCCAAGGCGUUAAAGGGCGCUCACAAUAACCUGUAGGCCAUCAUAUUUAUUCAUUUGACUUAAGAUUCAAUUUAAAUAGGUGCAUUUUUGUACAUUAAAAUAACUAAGAUAAUGAAAAUAGAAAGUAAUUGUAAUAAGGUGUGGAUAUUUCUUUUAUUCAUUUGAAAUUAAAGCUUUUAAUACCUAAACAUUAUUUCUAUACAUUGAUUUUUUAAAAUCCAGAAUUAAAUUAGUUUUUAUUCAUAUAUUUUUGUAUCAGUGAUGUGGAUAAAGUACAUGAUUUAAUGGAUGAUGUGGCCGAGCAACAGGAAGUAGCCAAUGAAAUUUCAGAUGCUAUCUCACAUCCUGUAGGUUUUGGUCAAGAUCUAGAUGAGGUAAGUCUUGUAUGUUAUAUUCAGGGUUGCCACUUUUCACGAUUAUCCCAGAAGUCCGGAUUCGUGAGGCUAAAUAUUUUUCAGCCCUGGAUUCAUGAGUUUUUAUUUUCUCUCGCUCUGGAUUCGUCAGUUCAGUUUAUUCACGUAUGGAUUCUGGGUUUUUAAAAAAAAAAAUCAACCUGUUCAGUGAAAAGCGACCUCUCGCUUUUGUUUUUAAUCAUUGCACAAGAAAUUAUUUAUGAGUUUUGUUAAGUUUCAGGAUUUAAAAAAUUGUAAAUAAAUUUUCAGGUUUCAAGAAAUAUUUAGAAAGGGAAUACGGGGUUCAAAGCUUUCAGUGAGUGGCACCCCUGGCUAUAUUAAUCACUUAUCAUUAAAAAAACUGCUAUAAUAGAUUUGCAGUCAUGUUUAUACUUUGUCUCUUUGACUGGUUUUCUGAAUAUGUCUAAUAAAUCCUGGGUACCAAGUGUGAGAAAGCCAGCUAUAUUCAGUAAACCAACUUAAGCCUUUGUGUGAUUGUCUGGUUGAACUUACAUCAUGCCUGGACCCCACUUUCAUUGGUUGUAUUUCAGGAUGACUUGUUGGCUGAGCUGGAGGAGUUGGAGCAGGAAGAGUUGGACCGACAGCUCCUGGAGGUGGGAGGGGCAGAGGAUCUGCCUAGUGUGCCCACAGCAGAGCCUACGGAAGCUCGCAAGGCAGCCCCUGCCAAAGGUAGACUUGUACUCGUUAUUUCAAUGAUUAUCUCUCUUUGCUCUAUGGACAUACUUCAUGCUGUAUGAUAGUUAUAAGCCAAUUAAUUUUAAAAAAAGAUUUUUUGGUUAUAAUUCUUGUUAGAACUUGCAGCUAAAUUAAUGACAACAAUAUGAGUUUCAUUGUUUAUUUCCACAACACCCACAUAGUGAAAUUGAAGUUUUUGUUUUCUAAAUGCAUUUCAGCUCACCAUACUGAAGAUGACGAUGAUAUGAGGGAGCUGGAGAUGUGGGCAUCGUAGAGAUGCGUCCUCUCUAUCUAAGCAUACAGCAAACUUCAGUGAAGCAGAUGGAUAAAUGAGACACUCUUAGGUUAUUAACAAUAUCUGAGCAUUAAAACUAGUUGCCAGCCAAGUUUUCUACCAGUUGAAGCUGAAUCUUUCCUGGCCUCUCUUAAUAGUUUUACACUCUUAUCAGAGUCUGGAGACUCCACCCUACUCAAGAAAUUAGUCAUGUGAUGCUCAAGAAAUUGUAUUUUGUCACCACUGGGGGGGGGGGGGUGAGUCGACCCCCCUGUGGGGAGGUCUUCACCUUAUAAAAUACAGAUUUUAAACUUAUUUCAUGGAGAUAGUAAAUAUAGUUGAUGUAUUUGAAACCAAAUGAAUCCCGGUAGUAAGUUGAUAAUUAAAAUACAGAUAUUUAUAAGUUCCCUAAAUAGUUAAUGUUUGCAAUGUACUGGGUUUUCCUACUUAUCUUCAAUGUCUUGCUUGGAGGAUUGUCCUAAAGAUCAGAACUUCUGCUUUGCUGGUACUGAUCAAUUAAAUAGUUAUUUGGAAUUCACUACAGUUUCUGGUGACGCAGGCAACAGCCCAUUUUCUUCUCAGUAAUUAUGUUUACGAGUCAAGCCCAAGUUAUCAUUGUGUACAUAUAUGAAAUGAGUCUGUGUGUGGUGUCUCUUUGUUGAUAAACUGUUGCUCUAUGGUUUACAAUUCUAAUGCAAAAUGACAUCAUGGGGUUUCUUUGUUAAUAACUAGAGGGUACCUUUUCUCACCAGGAACCUACAAGUACAGUACACUAUAAUACUGUCAGAUAGAUCAUAUACAAUAAUACUGAAAAACAGAUGCUAUACAAUAAAACUGACAACUAAAUAGAUAUUAUACAAUAAAAAAACUGAAAUAUAGGUAGAUACUAUAAAAUACUACUGACUCAUUGGAGCAAUACUGUAAAUAAAUACUGACAAAGCAGUACCUUGUGGCCUGAUGUGAGAAUAGUCUUCAUUUAUUUUAUUGAUUGCCUUCCUUACCGGCAGUCUUGAGGUAAAAAAAAAGAUUAUGUAAUAGUGGGUUUAAAUGGAGAUGACAUCAGGGGCUAAUGAAAUUACCCACGCAAUGGUUCAACUGUUGUGUGGCCAUGAAUUGUUAGGUUUCCUAGGUGAGAAAAGCCAUGUAUUCACUAGAGCUAUUCCUUCAUGUCCUAUUUCUAUCCAUCUCAAUGUUGUGUGCUUUCAACUGAUCUUUGUCCUCAGAUUCUUACAUUUAAACUUGAGAAGGAUGGUAGAGAGCUGCUCCAAACUUAAAAUCAUUUAUGAAAGCUUGUACAUUUUUGUAAUGGUUAUUAUUAUGAAUUAUGUUUGUGUGACUAGGACAGAUUGCAUUAACCGACAUUGAUCAAAUGUACUACUUUCAAUCAAGUGUUAGUCUCUACAUUAACCGACAUUUGAUCAAAUGUACUACUUUCAAUCAAGUGUUAGUCUCUACAUUAACCAAAGUUGAUCAAAUGUACUACUUUCAAUCAAGUGUUAGUCUCUACAUUAACCAAAGUUGAUCAAAUGUACUACUUUCAAUCAAGUGUUAGUCUCUACAUUAACCGACAUUUGAUCAAAUGUACUACUUUCAAUCAAGUGUUAGUCUCUACAUUAACCGACAUUUGAUCAAAUGUACUACUUUCAAUCAAGUGUUAGUCUCUACAAUAACCGACAUUUGAUCAAAUGUACUACUUUCAAUCAAGUGUUAGUCUCUACAAUAACCGACAUUUGAUCAAAUGUACUACUUUCAAUCAGGUGUUACAGUCUGAUAAUGUAAUGAUGAUGUCACGUGAGUGUGAUUUUUGUGUUGAUUCCAUAUCUUGAUAGGUUUUGUUAAUUUCUUACCCGCUAAGCCCUUCCAUCGGGCCGGUUAAGCUAACUCUAUGUGAUUGGUAUAUUUAUAAAUGUGCAAACUGUAUUUGUUUCAAUUAAAUUGUGAUAAAUUGAUUGGACACUUCUAUUUUAGCUCUUUUCUUAUACUCUCAGCUUGAAUUGCAAUGAUACACGAAUUUACUAUUACUGAUUAAUCAACAUACGCCCAUUAAUCAGCAGAUGCCCAUUAAUCAGCAGAUGCUCAUUAAUCAGCAGAUGCCCAUUAAUCAGCAGAUGCCCAUUAAUCAGCAGAUGCCCAUUGAUCAGCAGAUGCCCAUUAAUCAGUAGAUGCCCAUUAAUCAGCAGAUGCCCAUUAAUGAGCUGAUGCCCAUUAAUCAGCAGAUGCUCAUUAAUGAGCUGAUGCCCAUUAAUCAGCAGAUGCCCAUUAAUCAGCAGAUGCUCAUUAAUCAGCCCAUGAUUAUUAUUUAAUAAAAUAUUAUAUAUUUUACUUUGAAAAUGUUUAUAGUUAUUAAGCAGUGAAUUGGGGGUAGUCAAGAGCUGCUGUUAGGGUGAGAAAUUAGGUGAUUAUAAACUAGUAAAGAAAGUCCCAGAUGAUUCUCAAACCCUGAACUCUUAAUUUUUGGACGGAGGGAUUUAACCUCAGAUGGCCACCACUUAAACAGGAACAUCACCGGCCGAGUUCUGUAAGGCAACUGAUGACUUUUGAACAGUUGACGUGUGAUUAUGAUUGAAAGUAUUCAUGCGGUUUAAGCAUCAUUUUUUAUAAAAUGUCUAUUUCGUGUGCAUCAUAAGUGUCUGCUUAUCUAAUUUGGUCAUAAGGAAAACUGUCCCCGUCCUCCCCCCUCACCGGCUGGACCACGGCUAUACUGAUGGGUACAUGAAGCUAUACAAUCAUAAGAACUCUCCUGGUAAAUCACCUGAUACACACAAUUCUUAAAAGCUGCAUAUUCCCCCUGUUAGUCAUAUUACCCCAGUUAGUUAUUUUCCCCGCAGUUACUCAUAUUCCCCGCAGUUAGUCAUAUUCCGCCCCAUCAGUUAAACAGAUUUACAAAAAUCUUGAUUCUUUGAUUGGCCAUUGAAUUUUUAUACUAAUACUAAUACUGUUUUGUCCUAAGCAUAAAUCACAAAGUGAUCUUACGGCACACAUCCAAAUGAGUCCAAUAAAUCAUCGUAUACAUUCUAAGCAUGGCGUGAGCAGGAGAAUGAAUUGGUCAAAUGACCCAGAUAUACCAAAAUAGACCUUAAAUUGGUUUGUUAGGUCAGUUAGACCUAUUUAGGUCUUCAGAGCUCUGACAAAAGGCCGCUCUGUUUAUAUUGUGUGAACCCUUUUUUUGUGUUAGCAUCGACAAUGGCGCAUCAUUGUUAUUUUGAGUAAUCUGUUAAACAAGGCAAAUUUCAACAGACGGACACAAUGGCUGAUUAAAGUGCAGAAAAAGCAGUGGAAGUGGAAUUGUCCGCUCGACAUCAACACACGCAUUUUGAAGCUGAAGAUUUUGAUGAAAGUUUAAAGCUUAAAGUCUAGAACGAAUGACUCACUCUUAGUUUGUUCACAUGUGCUGGCUGUUGAAGCAGAAAAUUGAAAAGAAUAAAAACAGCAUCAAUUAAACCUGAGUGCUUUGUUUUUAGGUCAAAGUUCAGAGAGCAGCAGAGAUUUGAUGUUUGCACAUAAUUUCAACUCAAGAUAUUUAUGACAUCAAAAAAAGAAAAUCGUUUUCAAAGUUCAUGACAUUUUGUUUGUUUCAUGUUAAUUUCUCAGCCGGGCACUUUGAACCAGUUAUUAUUUAUUUGGUAAUAGAAAGUCAAUACAUUAAAUCAAGAUUUAUUUGGUAAUUUAAAGUCAAUACAUUAAUUCAAGAUUUAUUUGGUAAUUUAAGAUUCAAAUUCAAUUGGUAAUGAAAGGUUUAACCCGCCUAAGUUUCUGAUUGUAUUUGCCAUUUCAAUGUUGGUUAACUGACAUGCAAAAGUACCUUUCUAAAUAAUAAUGUUGCUGUAUUCCAAUGAUUCCAUCAUCACUCAUUAGGAUUCACAUCACUUAGCAUUUAAAUCAAGAGUUAGUUCCCAUGGGACAAUUAUUUGCACUCACCUCAAGUUGGAAACAUAAAAAUUUAAUAAUAAGUAGAAAUAUAAUUUUGUUUUCUUUUUAAAUAUCCAUGGAGCUUUCUUUGAAUCUAGAACACUGCAAUCAGAAUUCCACAAAUCACCCUACCUCAAUUCAGAGACAUGGCUAGGAUUAGGGGGGGGGGGGGGGGGGCAAUCCUUUUGGACACACAACCCUUCAGCGUAUAGAAAUGCCGCUCCUCAAUAUAAAGGAGACCACAAGAGCACCCCCGCCCUACUCCUAUGCUAUUGCCCCUUAUUGCAGAAGCCACUAAUACAGAAGAGUAAGCUGUGCCCAACUGAUAGGAUUUAUCAUAUCCCCUGAUCUAUUUGAUAUGUCCUUUUAAUUUUAAUCAAUUUGUUUACUGGGUACAGUAUUCCGAUGGACUGUAUGGGAUUAUGUUAUUCGGAUGUGAUAAAAUCAUAUCAGUUUGCUUGAUCCAUGUUUCAAGAAAUAUUGUGUUUGUAUUAGUGAAUGUGUGCAUGCAAUUGAUUAGCAUAUGAGAUGUAAAUGUCUCUAAUACAUGUAACAUUAUAUUUAUUAUAUAUUUUCAAACUCAUCAAUUUUGGACAUAUCUUUUUUCUCUCUCAAAGUUUCCAUUAAAUUUGUUUUUUUCUCAAUCAUCAAAA